Messenger RNA from Megalops cyprinoides (Indo-Pacific tarpon), 4316 nucleotides. Its product is annotated as protein Hook homolog 2-like. Gene Ontology annotation, cellular component: centrosome; cytoplasm. Bases 264 to 2402 code for a protein of 712 amino acids. Lineage: Eukaryota; Metazoa; Chordata; Actinopteri; Elopiformes; Megalopidae. The record is from RefSeq and is a predicted model, not a curated record. The transcript is spliced from 23 exons. Gene Ontology annotation, biological process: cytoskeleton-dependent intracellular transport; cytoplasmic microtubule organization. Gene Ontology annotation, molecular function: dynein light intermediate chain binding; microtubule binding.
UUCGACUGUGGUACUGCGAUCUAACCACAAAACGAGGUCAAGAGGACCAUGGUGAUAAGAUCCAAUCAAGAGCCACAAAUCAUGCCCAAAACUCUCCAGCGCUCACCUUGUCCUGCGGGCUUUAGCACAAGUACGCGGCAUUAAAUUACGCAAGGGGAGGCCAUUCUUCUUGGUCUGAGCUAGUUAGCACGGAAAACAAACUCGCAACCAAAGUAGCUGGCUAGCAUAGUAGCUAGCAGUAUAUUUCGCAGAGACGAAUCACAAUGAGUCUUGAUAAAGCAGAGCUAUGCGACUCAUUGCUAAGCUGGCUGAAGACGUUUCAGGUGCCUUCCUGCACCAGCAAGCAGGACCUGACCAGUGGAGUGGCCAUCGCCCAUGUGCUGCAUAAAAUAGACUCCUCCUGGUUCAAUGAGACAUGGCUGGGCAGAAUCAAGGAGGAGAGUGGGGCCAACUGGCGACUGAAGGUGAGCAACUUGAAGAAGAUUCUUCAGAGUAUGCUGGAGUAUUACCAUGAUGUGUUGGGCCACCAGGUGUCAGAUGAGCACCUGCCAGACGUCAGCCUGAUUGGGGAGAUGGGAGAUGUGGCGGAGCUCGGCAAACUGGUGCAGCUGGUGCUGGGCUGCGCGGUCAGCUGUGAGAAGAAGCAAGAGCACAUCCAGCAGAUUAUGACCCUGGAGGAGUCUGUCCAGCACGUUGUCAUGACUGCCAUUCAAGAGCUUCUGACUAAAGAGACUACAGAACCAGGAAGCCCUGAGAGUUAUGGAGACUUUGACUAUCAGUCUCGGAAAUACUAUUUCCUCAGUGAAGAGGCGGAGGAGAAGGAGGACUUGAGCGGACGCUGCCGUGAGCUGGAGCACCAGGUGUCCGCGAUCAUGGAGGAGAAGACGGCGCUCCAGACGGAGGUGCGCACCCUGAAGGAGAGGCUGAGCCGCUGCGACCCGCUGGACGCCUCCUCCACCAUCACCGGAAAGAAGCUCCUGUUGCUGCAGAGCCAGAUGGAGCAGCUGCAGGAGGAGAACUUCAGGCUAGAGAAUGCCAAGGACGACAUGCGUGUGCGUGCGGAGAUACUGGAGCGCGAGGUCUCUGAGCUGCAGCAGCGCAACGAGGAGCUGACCAGCCUGGCCCAGGAGGCGCAGACGCUCAAGGACGAGAUGGACAUCCUGCGGCACUCCUCGGACCGGGUGAGCCGGCUGGAGGCACUGGUGGAGAACUACAAGCGCAAGCUGGAGGACCUGGGAGACCUGCGCAGGCAGGUGCGGCUGCUGGAGGAGCGGAACACCGUCUACAUGCAGCGCACCUGCGAGCUGGAGGAGGAGCUGCGGCGCGCCAACGCCGUCCGCACACAGCUGGACACCUACAAGAGACAGGUCCAUGAGCUCCACACCAAACACUCGUCAGAGGCGAUGAAGGCAGAGAAGUGGCAGUUUGAGUACAAGAAUCUCCACGACAAGUAUGAGGCCCUUCUGAAGGAAAAGGAGCGCCUGAUCUCUGAGAGGGACACACUGCGAGAAACCAACGAGGAGCUCCGCUGUGCCCAGGUACACCAGAAGUGCCUCAGCCAAGCAGGAGGUCUGUGUGAUGACGAUUCUGGCACAGUGGGAAACCUGGCCUCUGAAAUCAUGCCCACAGAGUUCAAGGAGACGAUGGUGCGUCUGCAGAGUGAGAACAGGAUGCUUUGUGUGCAGGAGGAGAGCUACAGGCAGCAGCUGGUGCAGCUGCAGAGCCAGCUGGAGGAGUCCCAGCGUAGCCACAACGUUCUGGAGACCCAGAACAGGCUGAACCAGCAGCAGAUCUCAGAGCUGCGUGCUCAGGUGGAGGAGCUACAGAAGGCCUUACAGGAACAGGGCAGCAAAGCUGAGGAUGCUAUCUCAUCCCUGCUGAAGAAGAAACUAGAAGAGCAUCUGGAGAAGCUGCACGAAGCCCACUCAGACCUGCAGAAGAAGAAGGAGUUCAUCGACGACCUGGAGCCCAGAGUGGACAGCAACAUGGCAAAGAAGAUUGAUGAGCUGCAGGAGAUCUUGAGGAAGAAAGACGAGGACAUGAAGCAGAUGGAGGAGCGCUAUAAGCGCUAUGUGGAGAAGGCGCGCACGGUGAUUAAGACCCUGGACCCCAAACAGCAGUCCCCCUCCAUGUCUCCUGAGCUUCUGACACUGAAGAACCAGCUGACUGAGAAAGAACGGAAGAUCCAGCACUUGGAGCAUGAUUACGAGAAGUCCAAGUCUAGACAUGAGCAGGAGGAGAAACUCAUCAUUAGUGCAUGGUACAAUAUGGGCAUGGCUCUCCAUCAGAAGGUUGUGGGCGAGCGGUCGGGACCCUCGGGCCAGGCUCAGUCCUUCCUGGCCCAGCAGAGGCAGUCCACCUACGCAAGGAAGGGCCUAGCCUCACGACUACAGCCCAGAUAAGACGGCGGUUGACUCAAGAGAAAGACAUUGAUUGGUUGAUGAGUUGGAGGGUAGCGUAGAGUGAGUAGGAACGGCACGACAGUGUCUAAAUGCGUUUAGACUUCUCUCUUUCUCUCUGCAGCCACCCUGUGUCAGUCAGUGUUCACUGAUCUCUCUUUCCAUAGUGUUCCUGACAUGGUACUGGCUCCCCCUUCAGGUUCAAUGCUGAUAAAGGCAGAGUGAUUCUGCAGAAACUGACACUGUGGUGCUGGCCACACACACAAAACAAACACACAUGCACACUCACCUCAAGCUGCCAGGGUUGUUUAUAAAAAGACAGCAAAUUAAUAAGCAGUAAUAUCCCACAUAAAUUACAGACAGCCCGGUUCUCUCAGAAUCUCGCGUCUUUCCUGUGUAUGUUUUAUCAGUCUUUUUAAACUGUAAAUAUUUUUUUACUGUGUUUGAAAGGCCCGUUAUAAGAAGGUAACUUGGGUCGAGUGUUUCCUUUUUUUCCACAGCUUGCUGGAGUGUGGAGUCGCCUUAAAGGAGAAAACAACCUGCAUAUCGGUUUACAGUGUCAGACGUGAAGUACUUUACAGGAGGAAACGCGGUCCUAUUCUUGAGGCUUUGUUUUAAAUCUGGUUAUUUAUACCCCCCAUUUUUUGCAUUCAGGGACAGUCAGUGGAAACAUUACAGUACAUUUGCCCUCAUCUGAGUGAUUGCCUCCUCUUUGGAGUUGAGUGGUGGUGAGAUCACCAUUCCAGAGAUUUUUGUAAGUUGGAGAGUUGAGGCGUUUGGCAUGAAAUUAGGCUUCAGCUGUAGACCCACAAACCCAUUCAUACACAGCACACUGUGUCAAGAUGUCACUUUUUAAAAUGUUCAAUUACAGUCUCAUUUUAUUUGCUUUAGUAUACUUAAGAGUGUUUGUAGACAUUCGUUUCACUUUUAAAACUGCUUUUGAGUAGCUGCCUUUUUAAAGUGACAUGUAAUAUGCUGCUGAACAAAAUGCAAAAUGUCACAUAGGUUUUUUUUUCUCCUUAUUAUUUUUUUCUUCCCCAUCUUUGACACUUAAAUGAAGAACACCGCUGUCUGGUCUAGUCUGUUAGUUGUCCUUUGUCAUGGUGUUAUUGUGCAUCUUUAUUUGUAUUUUCAUUUUUUGCUCGUUUUUAUUUCCUUUCCUUUAUGAAAUGGUUCGAAUACAGCAGUAAAGCAUACAGAAUACAUAGUAAGUGGCAGCACUUUCCUGUGGGGGAAUGGAAAAAAAGAUUGUGCCUCUGAAGACUAACUUUACCGUGAAGGUUGGCAUGACUAGAGAAUGAUGGGGUUUCACAGAAGGACUCCUGGUCUUUUUAAAUUGUGCACUUUCAGUAUGAACCCACCACUUGCAUAUGAAGCUGACAUUUGACCUACAUAGCCUCAACCUUUGCGUUGACUUGUUCACCCAGUUGAUGAGGAUUUUGCACAGCCUCUGUCAAUUUUGUGUUGCACGAUAUAGUGUAUUGUACAUGGGCACAUGGCUCUGUCCCACCAUGAUUGUUUUUGACUGGCACUUUGCAUGAGUCCUAAGUAUAGCCCCCGCAUUAACCAAAACUUGCUUUCAACUGGAUUCCAGCAGAGACGUGCUGUAUGAUGGCCACUGUGUUUUUUGAAGUUAAACACUUUUGCACACUGUAUGCAUUGUGACAUGCUAUAAUAUUUAAUGCAUGAUGCGAGUUCUCUUUCUCAUGUACACUACAUCUGACCACUUGGGUUUAAGUCAAAUGUGAAUGGAAAAAUUGCUAUACAUUGUCAAAACUGGAUCAAAAUCUGGUGGAUGUUCUUAAGAGAAUGUCAUUGCUGUAUUGUACUACACUACUUGUACUUGUGAAACUAGUUAUACAGUAAUUCAAGGUGCUAUGUUGUUAUAAUUUAAAUUCUGAUUUUUUUCCAAGUACA